GGCGCUAUCACGGAGACUCGGGCCGCCGUAGACCCCGCUAUAGCGAGGCCACUAGGUUCCCCGGUCGCGGGGCGUGAGCGGCGCGGACCCGGGGCGCCAGGGGGACCCACCAGGCGAAGGUGGGGGUCCGUCUAUCCUUCCGCAUUUUCCUGGGUUUCUCUCCCGGGCGGUGACGUGACGUGCUGACGGCGGGCCCGUGCCGGGGAGCUCGGCCCCUCCUCCCUCCCUCCGUCCGCCCCACCAGCCGGAGCCCGGCCCAGUGCUCCAGAGAAAGGCCGACCGCCCGCCCGCCCGUCUGGAGCUGUGACUGAUGAGAAUUAAAGGCCAUGGAUGAAGAUGGACUUGAAUUGCAACCACAAGGGCCAAACUCAUUUUUUGAUGCAACAGGAGCUGAUGCUACACACAUGGAUGGUGACCAAAUUGUUGUGGAAGUACAAGAAACUGUUUUUGUUUCAGAUGUUGUGGAUUCAGACAUAACUGUGCAUAACUUUGUUCCUGAUGACCCAGACUCAGUUGUAAUCCAAGAUGUUAUUGAGGACGUUGUUAUAGAAGAUGUUCAAUGCCCAGAUAUCAUGGAAGAAGCAGAUGUAUCUGAAACUGUCAUCAUUCCUGAACAAGUGCUGGACUCAGAUGUGACUGAAGAAGUUUCUUUAACACAUUGCACCGUCCCUGAUGAUGUUUUAGCUUCUGACAUUACUUCAGCUUCAAUGUCUAUGCCAGAACACGUCUUGACAAGUGAAUCUAUCCAUGUGCCUGAUGUUGGACAUGUUGAACAUGUGGUUCAUGAUAAUGUAGUAGAAGCAGAAAUCGUCACUGAUCCUCUGACAACUGGUGUAGUUUCAGAAGAAGUAUUGGUAGCAGACUGUGCCUCUGAAGCAGUCAUAGAUGCCAACGGGAUCCCUGUAGACCAGCAAGAUGAUGACAAAGGCAACUGUGAGGACUACCUUAUGAUUUCCUUGGAUGAUGCUGGCAAAAUAGAACAUGAUGGUUCCUCUGGAAUGACCAUGGACACAGAGUCAGAAAUUGAUCCCUGUAAAGUGGAUGGCACUUGCCCUGAAGUCAUCAAAGUUUACAUUUUCAAAGCUGACCCUGGGGAGGAUGACUUAGGUGGAACAGUAGACAUUGUGGAGAGUGAGCCUGAGAAUGACCAUGGAGUUGAACUACUUGAUCAGAAUAGCAGUAUUCGUGUUCCAAGGGAAAAGAUGGUCUAUAUGACUGUAAAUGACUCUCAGCAAGAAGAUGAAGAUUUAAAUGUUGCCGAAAUCGCUGAUGAAGUUUAUAUGGAAGUGAUCGUAGGCGAGGAAGAUGCCACUGCAGCCGCGGCGGCUGCGGCGGCACAUGAACAGCAAAUGGAUGACAAUGAAAUAAAAACUUUCAUGCCAAUAGCAUGGGCAGCAGCUUAUGGUAAUAAUUCUGAUGGAAUUGAAAACCGGAAUGGCACUGCAAGUGCCCUCUUGCACAUAGAUGAGUCUGCUGGGCUCGGCAGGCUGGCUAAACAAAAACCAAAGAAAAGGAGAAGACCUGAUUCCAGGCAGUACCAAACAGCAAUAAUUAUUGGCCCUGAUGGACACCCCUUGACGGUCUAUCCUUGCAUGAUUUGCGGGAAGAAGUUUAAGUCGAGAGGUUUCUUGAAGAGGCACAUGAAAAACCAUCCUGAACACCUUACCAAGAAGAAAUACCGCUGUACUGACUGUGAUUACACUACCAACAAGAAGAUAAGUUUACACAACCACCUAGAGAGCCACAAGCUAACCAGCAAGGCAGAGAAGGCCAUUGAAUGUGAUGAAUGUGGGAAGCAUUUCUCUCAUGCGGGGGCUUUGUUUACUCACAAAAUGGUGCAUAAGGAAAAAGGAGCCAACAAAAUGCACAAGUGUAAAUUCUGUGAAUACGAGACUGCUGAACAAGGAUUACUGAAUCGUCACCUUUUGGCAGUCCACAGCAAGAACUUUCCUCAUAUUUGUGUGGAGUGCGGUAAAGGUUUUCGUCAUCCGUCAGAGCUCAAAAAGCACAUGCGAAUCCACACUGGGGAGAAGCCGUACCAAUGCCAGUACUGCGAGUAUAGAUCCGCAGACUCCUCUAACUUGAAAACUCAUGUAAAAACUAAGCAUAGUAAAGAGAUGCCAUUCAAGUGUGACAUUUGUCUUCUGACUUUCUCAGAUACCAAAGAGGUGCAGCAACAUGCUCUUAUCCACCAAGAAAGCAAAACACACCAGUGUUUGCAUUGCGACCACAAGAGUUCGAACUCGAGCGAUUUGAAACGACACGUAAUUUCAGUUCACACAAAGGACUACCCCCACAAGUGUGACAUGUGUGAUAAAGGCUUCCACAGGCCUUCAGAACUCAAGAAACAUGUGGCUGCCCACAAGGGUAAAAAAAUGCACCAGUGUAGACAUUGUGACUUUAAGAUUGCAGAUCCAUUUGUUCUGAGUCGCCAUAUUCUCUCAGUUCACACAAAAGAUCUUCCGUUUAGGUGUAAGAGAUGUAGAAAGGGAUUUAGGCAACAGAAUGAGCUUAAAAAGCAUAUGAAGACACACAGUGGCAGGAAAGUGUAUCAGUGUGAAUACUGUGAGUAUAGCACUACGGAUGCCUCAGGCUUUAAACGGCACGUUAUUUCCAUUCAUACGAAAGACUAUCCUCACCGAUGUGAAUACUGCAAGAAAGGGUUCCGAAGACCUUCAGAAAAGAACCAACACAUAAUGCGACAUCACAAAGAAGUUGGCCUGCCCUAACAAUUCUUCUACAGACUUUUGCAGAGAUAUUGGCCUUGAAGCAGAAAAUACAUUUUAAAGCCAAUCAGUCUCGUUCACAUAAAAUACUGUAUUAUUGAUUUAUGCUGUGUACAAAUAGAAUUAUUGCUUCUAGUUGACUUUUUUUUUUACAUUUUGUUCAAUAGUGUAUUCUGAAUUCUAUUCAGUUUGUUUAAUAAAUGGGGAAAAGUGGCAACAGGCAAGUUGCUUUUAAUAAAGUAAUCCCUGAUUCUAUACUGAACUUUUCUAUCUUAGAGGUUUUAUAUUUAUUUAAAUAUUUACCUUGCAUACCUUGAUGGUUGAUGGUACUCUUCUAAGACCAUUUAACUUAAAGUUAAGGUAACUUUAGAUUGGUAACUCUGAAAGUACUCAUGUUGACUCAUUUUUUUUCCACAAAUUUCUCACAAUAAAAUCGUCAGAGACCUCUAAUAUAAAUGGGAGAUUUUACGGUCAGGUCUAAUUAUCAUGAUCCGGAAGUCAUUUAUUUGUCUUGUUUAAUAUUUUCAAACCACAUGACAUUGUAAGUUUCCAUUUGAGCUUUUGCAUCCCUAGCAUUGCUGAGUAAAGAACAGUGGCUGGGUUCGUGUUUAAUUUUCAUUCUGUUUAACAGACAAAAUAUACUUCUUUUGGCUUUCUUUGGAGUAUUUACAUCUUUUGUCAGCAUAGCAAACUUUUAGAGAACCUUAUUGAAAAAUUUUACUCGAUCCUGUUGUAUUUUUUAUUAUUCUGUCUGUGCUGCUUUGUCUUAGAAUGGUUGUGUGCUAUAAAUGAGACUGAGGACUGAAUUUCGGACUCUCCUAGAGGUAAUUUGUGGCUUAUAGGCUCUUUUGCAACUUUCUAUCUGUAAAUGUACCCUGACUUAUAUAUAUCUAUACACAUAUAUAUGACAUGUAUCUGUGUGUAUUGCUUAUUUUACAUAUUUAUACACACAAUCCCGCGUAGUAGUUGUUUAAAGUCUAUAAUGAAAAGUAUUAAAUUUACAAUAACGUGAAAGAUCCAGGGAUGCAUGAGAGAGCAUUUUGUAACUCAUGCUCUUCAGAGAGACUACUCAGGUGAAGAAUUAGAAGGAAAAUAAGGACACUAGUAUUUUUAAAGAGUAAAGGUAUUUUCUUUUAAAUAUCUUUGGUAAUUGAAAAAUAGAAGUUAAGAUGUUUCUAGAUAGAAUGUUUUCAUACAGUUUCAGCUUCAUGCCUUUAUAUUUUUCUGAAAACUAAUGAGUAUCCAGAUUUAACUCUCCCAGUUUUCCCUGAGAAGCCCAUGAGAGGAUUCUGUGUCUCAGCACAUAAGGGGGAAGCAAUGGCCCCAUGUACCAGAAUGGGUGCUGAUUACCACUUAACACUUUGCAAAUUCAGCCUGCUUUGUUAUUUCUUAGAUAAUUACAGUUUAGCAAAUGUUAAAAAAAAAACAAAAACAAAAAAACUUAACACUCAAGUUGGUUUUGAUUGGAAGAUAAAGGUGUGUUUUAAGUGCAUAAUGAAAAUCUGAGGCCUUAUUUGGAAUAUCACCAAGUCUUUCAUAGUUUUGUUUUUCAUUGAAAGUUGACAUUUUUAAAACAAAUUGGUCUGAAUCAGAGUCAUAAAUUUUAAAAGUUAAUUCAGUUAAUUAGAAUUUGGUUAUGUUCAUACGAAUGUUGGAGAACAGAAAAUACUUUUUGGGGUCCCUUAUGUUGGCUCUUGGCACAUAUGUAUCUGGCAUGUUGUGGGAGAUAAGAAAUUUUCUUCCCACUUGAUAGCUACCUUGUCACUCCACUGUGGUGCUCCAUCCCUUCCUUGCUGUCAAGGUUUAUCUUUCACCUUUCUCUUUGAUAUGGAUAUUUGUAUUCAGGAGCUAUAAUUAUAGGGCUAGAAAUCUAAAUAUUUGGUGUUGGGCAAGCCUCUGAAGUGCUAGAUUGAUUUAGUCUAGUUCUAAAUCAAGUGCUUUAGGCUGGUAGGAAUUCCAUCUUAAAUGCCAGUCAAAGCCAAGGGAUGGGAUUUGGAAUUCCUGUACCCUCUUGGCCCCUAUAACAUGCCUUUUUUUUUUUUUUUUAAUAAGUAACUUACAGUUGUGUGAUUCGUUGCCCCGCAGUACUAUUCUUGAAAGCUCUGCCUGUUUUUUUGUGAGAACUGUUAUAAUCUCCCUUAAUUUUUAUUUUCCCUGAAAUAAUAUCAAAGAAAACACCCAAAUGAAAGUGGAAAUUUAAGAAUUUGAAAACAUCCUGUAAAAUUAAUACAGAAAAUAUAAAUAAUUGGUCAUUUAACUAUAUUUUUUUAAAUAAACUGAAAGAUAAAGAACACAACACUUGACACACUUUGUAUUUCUCUUACAUAGUCUGGAAUCAUACACAGUUCUUUUCUUUUUAAAGCACAAUAUUGAAACCUUUAAAAGGUAUUUAAGGGUUUGGUCAAGUGAAUAUGAUAAAAUGUAUUUGUCUGUAUAAAGAGAAAAUGAAAUUGUAGUCACUGUUAUGUACUGACAUUAGUUAUAACCUAGUUUUAAUUCUUAAAACACUUUUGAUUAGCAAAGCUAAAAAAAUGGAUGUUUCAGUUAAAUGUUUUAAAGAGGUACAGAUUUUUACAAGGACAUAAUAUAAGUUAUUGUUCUGUAGAAAUAUCCUAUUAAAUAUUGUAUGUCCCUCUGUACAAUUUGUAAAAAAAGUAAAAUACAUAAAAAGAAAAUCAUAUAGGGAUGUGUGACAUUAUUGUAAUUGUGUAUUUGAGAAUAACGUGCAAAAAUAAAAAUCAAUAUUUUCCUGUUGAA
Molecule: messenger RNA, 5483 nt
Organism: Choloepus didactylus (southern two-toed sloth)
Lineage: Eukaryota; Metazoa; Chordata; Mammalia; Pilosa; Megalonychidae
Product: zinc finger X-chromosomal protein
Exons: 8
Coding region: 327-2729 (800 amino acids)
Biological process (GO): regulation of transcription by RNA polymerase II
Cellular component (GO): nucleus
Molecular function (GO): DNA-binding transcription factor activity, RNA polymerase II-specific; RNA polymerase II transcription regulatory region sequence-specific DNA binding; metal ion binding
Source: RefSeq, a predicted model, not a curated record